AGAUGGCUACAGACUCAAAGAAAACUGCAGCUCAGAAUUUUUCAGAGGAUGAAGGACUUGUGAUAGUGAAGAUAGAAGAAGAAGAGUUUAUCUGGAGGCAGGACACUUGCUUACAGAGAAGUGAUCCCCUCAGACAGGAGCUCUGCCGGCAACUUUUUAGGCAGUUCUGCUACCAGGAUUCCCCUGGACCUCACGAGGCACUGUGCCGGCUCCGGGAGCUCUGCAGUCAGUGGCUGAAGCCAGAGAUUCAUACUAAGGAACAGAUUCUGGAGCUGCUGGUGCUGGAGCAGUUCCUGACCAUUCUACCAGGGGAUCUGCAGGCCUGGGUGCGUGAACAUUAUCCAGAGAGUGGAGAGGAGGCAGUGACCAUACUGGAAGAUUUGGAGAGAGACACUGAUGAAGCAGUACUCCAGGUUCCAGGCUAUGGACAUGGACAAGAAAUAUUCAGGGAAAAUGUGUCACCUCCUGGACCAGCACUUAGUGUCCAUUUCCAGCCAGUGGAGACCAAAGCCCAUUAUGGUUCUUCAGAACCCCAGGUCCUCCUGGACUGUGUUAAUGAAAGUGAAAACAAUGGAUCCAUGCCAAAGCUGGAAAUUUAUGAAAAAGUGGAAUCACCGAGAAUUAAGUCUGGAAGAAUCUCAGGAUACAUGUCAGAAGAAUCUGAGGAACCUCAAGGCAUCUGUAAGACUGCAGGCAGGGUAAAAAAGCCAGGGGAGUGUCAAAGACUCUCAUCUGCCCGGGAUGGAGGUUUUGGUAAAAUCCUCACCCACAAAAAUACACUCACAGGUGAAAUAAUAAGCCAUGAUGCAUGUGAGAAGAGUUUAAAUCUGAACUCAAAUGAAUUUACACACCAAAAAUCCUGUAAAAACGGUACCUAUGACCAGAGCUUCAAAUGGAAUUCAGAUUUUAUUAACCAUCAAAAAAUUUGUGCUAGAGAAAAAAUUCACCAAUAUGGAAAAUCUUUCAAGAGUACACAACUUGUUACACAUGCAGCAAUUUUCAGUGGAGAGAAAACUCAUCGGUGUAAUGAGUGUGGGAAAAUUUUCAGGCAUAGCUCAAAACUUGUUAGGCAUCAGAGAAUUCACACAGGAGAGAGACCCUAUGAAUGUAAUGAGUGUGGGAAAGGCUUUGCAGGAAACUCAGAUCUUAUUAGACAUCAGCGAAUUCACACUGGGGAAAGACCCUUUGGAUGCAAAGAAUGUGGGAGAGCAUUCAGUCUGAACUCACAUCUUAUUCUGCAUCAGAGAAUCCACACCAGAGAAAAACCCUAUAAAUGCAGUGAAUGUGGGAAAACUUUCCGAGUGAGCUCACACCUUAUUAGACACCUCAGAAUUCAUACUGGAGAGAAACCUUAUGAAUGCAGUGAGUGUGGGAGAGCCUUCAGUCAGAGAUCACACCUUAGUCAACAUCAGAGAAUUCACAUGAGGGAAAAUCUAUUAAUGUAAAGAACUAAAUUCAUAUGGAAAUACUAAAUAACCAAAUGUGAAAAAUAUUAAAUAAAAAAAUAAAUACUGGACAAGAUGAAAGACUGAAA
This is a messenger RNA of Carlito syrichta (Philippine tarsier), 1534 nucleotides long. RefSeq names its product zinc finger protein 165 (gene ZNF165). Gene Ontology annotation, molecular function: RNA polymerase II cis-regulatory region sequence-specific DNA binding; DNA-binding transcription factor activity, RNA polymerase II-specific. The record is from RefSeq and is a predicted model, not a curated record. Gene Ontology annotation, biological process: regulation of transcription by RNA polymerase II. Bases 3 to 1445 code for a protein of 480 amino acids. The transcript has 3 exons. NCBI's taxonomy places the organism in Eukaryota, Metazoa, Chordata, Mammalia, Primates, Tarsiidae.